AUGGGAGGUUGUUUAUAUCGUGAAUCGAAGGAUCAAUAUCAUUACAAUACAGAUGACAUAAUUUUGAAAUAAAAAUUGACACAUGAUCGAUUACAAAACCUUUAAAAACUGCGUGAGGAAAAGGAGUAAAUGUAAUAAAGAUAUUAAAAGAACAUUGAAGAAGGUGAAAAAGUGAAAUAACCAAAAAAACUGAAUUAGUCAUCGAUAGAAUAGAGUGGGUUUGAUAUCAGUCUUAGCAAAAACAUCUAGAAUCUACAUUAUAUUGAAGAAGCUGAAGAUGAAUCUAGUUUUGUGGAUUAACAAAAACCUUAAACUUAACUAAAAUUACCAGAUGAUGAGAAUUAUGAUGAAGGUGGAGAAUUGCUUUUAUAAUUGGCUUCAUCAUAAUAAUUGAAUGUAAAAAAGGCAGACAAUAUUAGAGAUUAAUUGUAAGGAAGAUAAACAAAUGAAAUGGAUGAAGUCAUAUUAUAAUACUUUAAUACUACAAAGGCUAAUUAUGAAAGUAGAAUUGAUGCUUGA
Messenger RNA from Paramecium sonneborni, 519 nucleotides. Lineage: Eukaryota; Ciliophora; Oligohymenophorea; Peniculida; Parameciidae. The record is from the annotation of a GenBank genome assembly.